AGUAUUUCACCAUCAUUAUGAACGAUACUCAGAAGGAGACAGUGGUGGUCAAGUUGGACUCAGAAGCUGAUGACGAGUUGACAUUCUGGCCUGUCAAUGGGGGAGUACAGGAGUUGAAAGGGAAGACCCUUAUUGUGGCUUGUGGCAGCUUUGCAUCGAUUGAGGGGCUGGCCUGUGAUUACAUAAUUGAAGCCUUGAAGCUCAGCCCGGUGGGAGUAUUCACUUCGACGUAUAUAGAAGCCUUGGUGCAAACGCUGGAUGGUGGGAGAACGAUUGCUACUGGUAUGGAACUGUACGGUGGGGAAGACUCCGCUUACAUGGUACUUCAACUCCGUAGUUCAUAUCGGAAAAAGGGACUGUUGGGGCGAGCGCUGUCCCGAUGGAUCACCAGCGCUGGCUUCUCGAGGGUCCUGGGGGUGUCUAGUAUGAGCAGCCACGUACAAGACGACAGCGACUUGGAGGUGGAUACGCCUUUGAGAGGAUUCAGGACCGAAAAUACGUCAUUCGGGUUGCCGGUAGUGGAUAAGAAUCGUAUUAUUGGUGGUGGUCUUAUUACAAGGCUUGAUGAGGACAUACCUGGGCUGCUGUGCUUUGCCAAGGGAACUGAUGUUGAGAAGUUACCCCUCGCUCGGAUCAUGGCGAACUUCUUACUCACUAACGUAUGUGGCUUGCCUGAGGCUCCGACUGACCUGCGACCAGCGUCGUGGCUUGCCAUACAGCAAGCGAGCGGAUAUGGGAGGUAUGAUGACGAGGAGGAUCUCCGUAGGAUGUGGGCUUGA
This is a messenger RNA of Perkinsus marinus ATCC 50983, 779 nucleotides long. RefSeq lists its product as hypothetical. The record is from RefSeq and is a predicted model, not a curated record. The coding region runs from base 18 to 779 and encodes 253 amino acids. The transcript has 5 exons. Lineage: Eukaryota; Perkinsozoa; Perkinsida; Perkinsidae.